UUCGUCUUCUUCGUCAAUAUCAUCCGGGUGCUGUUUACUAAACUAGUCCGAACAGCGCCACCCCGUGCCCGGAAGUAUCGAUACAGACGUCUGGGCAAGUCGACCCUGGUGCUCAUCCCCAUGUUUGGCGUGCACUACCUGAUCACGCUCGCCGUGCCUGAAAACGUGAGCGCCAUCACGGAGACUGUCAAGCUCUACUUCGAGAUGUUCUUUAACUCUUUCCAGGUACAGACCGAGAUCAGGAAGCGCUACAUCCGGCACCGGCUGAGGGUGAACUCAAGAAAGUUCCAGAACAAGUAUGUGGCCACGUCCAGCUCGCACGUGCGGCCUCGGAGCUGCCCCUCCUGCUCCCCCCGGCACGAGUCGAGAGAACUCAACUCCUCCAGCGGCUCUGAGCACAACGCAUCAGCAGAACGACAAAAACUUCGCAUUUACAUUCAGCCUAUGCGCUACUACCGUGCUCAGCCUCCACUCACGAUUCCCAACGACACGAGACCCAUCAUGGCUGCAAACAAAAACAACAGCUAUGUCUAGAAUCUCGGAUGUUACGUAGUAUGGUUGAUUUCAUGACGCCGCACUUCAGCCUACUCCGUGUAUUGUUGACAGAUGUACCAGUCAAGGUUGUCAACAAGAAUGUCAACAAGACCAACAGUUGUAAUCUGCAGGGUUUUGACGUUUCGCUGUUGUCUCUGCUAUACAGUUAUUUCACUUCAGUCAACAUCGGGAAUCGUACACAGAUAUCAGAGCCACCAUGGUCGCCAAUAACAACUCUGUUUAUGUCCUGGGUCUCUUGAUUCCUUUUCGGUGUCACUACAACUACAAACACGCUGAACAAAUAGACGUUGAUCGUUGAUACAAGAAGACGACCAAUGAAGGUGAAAAUUCAUGAUGGUCCACUUUGUACCAUGUCGGCAUAAAUAAAUACCAGUGAGAUUUUUCCACACCUGCAGAACUUGGAUAGCAUGUUCACAGGGGUAUAUUAUAGUAUGAUACUUGCCUCCAGAAGACCUGCUAACCGAAACGUUUGAAACGUGCAUGUCAAUUAAUAAAAAUGUAGACCAAGGAGGACCAUCACAGGAAAAAGUAUUCACCAUCUAAUGAAACGACGUUUGGCACUGUGUACUACAGGGUGUCUAAAAAAGAUAACUCCCUUAAAUGGCGAUAACUCAAUUAUUGCAACAGUAAUUUUAACAAAACUUUGGACAAAUAAAAUGCAUUCAAGGGGAAGAAGAAAAUCGAUGUACGCUUUCGAGAAAUAUCACGGUUUCAAGAUUUCAACCAAAACUGGGUAAAACGCAAAAUUCCAUUUUUUUUUAAAAGCCUUCAGGUGCAGGGGUGUGAUCGGGCCGCUCUGGUUUCAGGAUAAGGACGGUGAAACCAUGACGUCACAUCAGAUAGAUAUCUCAUCAUGAUGAGAACGUUUUGGAGAAGUUUGGGGAGGAGAAAGUGCUACGCUGUAAAGGCCUGGUUCUAGUGGGAUGGGGUUACGUAAAGAGUGUCCCUUGUAUGGUUGUGAGAAAGGUUUGCUCCGUAUAUGCCUAAAGUAUAAAAAUGAAUGGUCACCACCCCCCCCCCCUGGCACCAACUUGACCCCCUUCAAUUAUUAUCUUUAGGGGUUGUUGUUUUUUGUUUUUUACAAGGUAUGAAAAGAACCUACAAAAAACGAACAGCUGAAAUUCAUUUUUGAACAGGAUAUCCAAAGAACGAACCCUAAAACGUGCCACGGAUUAUUUAGAAUUUUCAGUGGCCUAUUGGAGCUUGUGCUUGUACGGGAAAGGUGCUCAACGCAUAUUUUAUAAAUUUGUUUUUCAAAGCUCAAAUGAUGACUGCUUGAAAGAGAACCGUAAGGUUGAUUUUUUUUAAUUGAAAAGUUUUGCGUUUCACUCAAUUUUGGCUGAAAUUUUAAAACUUGAUAUUGUUAAAAACUAACACGUAGAUUUGUUAACAUUUUGAUAAUUAUAAUGACCUCAUAGUUCAAUUUUAUCUCUUCAAAGUUUUAUAGAAAUUAAUCGAAAGGUGACCGAGUUACUGCGCUGUACAUGGGUCCAUUUUGUUUAAACACCCGGUACAUGUACUCUGACUUAGUUGCGUCUUGCAGCGAAAGAGGCGAGUCGAGAAGUUUCAAGACAUUUUUCUGGUUUGAAAUUACAAUGCUCCUUUGUGUAGAGAAAUUGGGUGAGAGUGUAGGUUUAGUUAAAACUUUGACAGAAAUUCAUUCUUGUAAUCGUCAUGCAUUCGAAUAUAAACAAAGUGUUCUAUUAGAGGCUCCAUAACACAUAUCUGAUUGUAUUUUCACACCUCUAACAGGAUACUGCCUAUGUUCAAUGUAUUAUGAUUUACAGUUUAGUGUGAUAUCAAAAUCGGCCGUUAGUCGGCAGAGGAUCAUCGGGACACUGUGUUUGCUCUUAGAUCUUUUGGGCCUUUUCAUACCUUACAGGACUUUGUACGGUUACGGUUUUGCUUAAAGACGAAACCUCUAGGAAUUCCUUUCUUCUUGAAAGCCGAUUUGUAACGAUAUUGGACGUUGUCUUUGUUGACGAGUUGAUUCCUUUGUGAAGCCAAAGUGACUAAAAGGACUUCUUGUGCAAGAGCAGCCCACAGUUACAAAAUGUAUUAUACUUGUAUUCGUAUUAAUCUUCGUUCAGUCUUAAAAUAAUAGUAUGAAAUGGGCGCGAUUUAUGAGGCGGAUAACUCUGCUGUUUUGUCCGUUCCGAUACAAAUCAAAAGUUGCUUCAGGUAGUGCAUUCACAACCUUCACAGCCUUUGGUACUGUGAGUAUUGUAAUUAAUUAUUUUCAUUUGCCCACCAUAAAUCACACUUUGGGUGAGCAUGCUAGGAAUGCUCUUUCCAAUGCCUUUACACUCAUUUUGUAAGACGUGCCA
Aplysia californica (California sea hare) is the source of this 2882-nucleotide messenger RNA. RefSeq names its product parathyroid hormone/parathyroid hormone-related peptide receptor. The record is from RefSeq and is a predicted model, not a curated record. Lineage: Eukaryota; Metazoa; Mollusca; Gastropoda; Aplysiida; Aplysiidae. Gene Ontology annotation, molecular function: peptide hormone binding; G protein-coupled peptide receptor activity. Gene Ontology annotation, cellular component: plasma membrane. Gene Ontology annotation, biological process: adenylate cyclase-modulating G protein-coupled receptor signaling pathway.